AUGGUGAUUUUGGCUUUGCCUGCAACAGUGCCACAGAAACAAAAACCCACCAAGAGAAAACCCUUUAACCAGAAAAGCUCCAGUAGUAACUAUGAUCGUAGGCCUCGACCAAGAAAAGAAAACAACAAGGAAGAGAUACAUUUUAAUCCUCAAGAAAAUGAGAAGCUAAGAACAACAGUGGUUUACAUUCAUGGUUCAGACCCUGAUGCCACAGAGUCUUCCAGUGAUGAAGGAGAACAAGAAGAGACACUAACCAAGAAAAGAGUUCGUGGUCAUUUCUUGCAGGUUGUUAGAAUAGCGGCCCAGAAUAAUGGUCAUGCUUCUCCCUCAAUGAUCACUAUUCAGGAAAAACAAGAAUUGGCCAAGAAUAAUGGUCAUGCUUCUCCCUCAAUGACCAAUAUUCAGGAAAAACAAGAAAUGGCCAAGAAUAAUGGUCAUGCUUCUCCCUCAAGGAUCAAUAUUGAGGAAAAACAAGAAUUGGGCAAGAAUGAUGGUCAUGCUUCUCCCUCAACGAUCAAUAUUGAGGAAAAACAAGAAUUGGCCAAGAAUGAUGGUCAUGCUUCUUCCUCAAUGAUCAAUCAGGAAAAACAAGAAUUGGCCAAGAAUAAUGGUCAUGCCUCUCCCUUAAUGAUCAAUAUUCAGGAAAAACAAGAAUUGGCUAAGAAUAAUGGUCAUGCUUCUCCCUCAAUGAUCAAUCAGGAAAAACAGGAAAUGGCCAAGAAUAAUGGUCAUGCUUCUCCCUCAAUGAUCAAUCAUGAAAAACAAGAAUUGGGCAGCAAGAGUCCUUCUCUCACAGAAAAGGAUGAUCAGGCUAUUCAAGAAAACGGAAGGGAAAGCAACAAGGUUGAGACAGAUGAAGAGAAGAAAGAUGGCGAUUCCUCUCGUUUAUUUACUUCUUCUCCUUCUGUCAAAGCAGCUGAUUUAGCUGUCCAAAAGGAGUUGGUAUCGGAGUGCAGCCCUUCAUGCCCAUCAGUUGGGUUGUGUGAUGUGCCAGGUCCAAUUCCUGAUAACUUGGAUAGCUUGAUGCUAGAUCGUAGUCUUGUUUUUAAUUUUUUUGAAGGUUUGCCUGAUAUAUAG
Dovyalis caffra is the source of this 1077-nucleotide messenger RNA. The record is from the annotation of a GenBank genome assembly. Lineage: Eukaryota; Viridiplantae; Streptophyta; Magnoliopsida; Malpighiales; Salicaceae.